Messenger RNA from Cetraspora pellucida, 2052 nucleotides. NCBI's taxonomy places the organism in Eukaryota, Fungi, Glomeromycota, Glomeromycetes, Diversisporales, Gigasporaceae. The record is from the annotation of a GenBank genome assembly.
AUGACAGAUCCGCAAGAUACGACAAAAUCUACCACUAAUAAUGAUAAUGUGAUAACAGAAAUUAAUGAUGAUUUACCAAAUUCUAAUGAAAUAUUGCAAAAUGAUGGAUCAAAAUUAAAUUGUGACAAAAAUGCAGUAGAAUACUCAAAAAAUUUAGAAAUUGGAGGGAAAAAAGUUGUAGUGGUAGAAACAGAGGAUCAAUUAUUAAGUGGUAAAACUGCACCAGCAUGUUGUGUCGUAGGGUCACCUGAACAUGUCGCUGCAUUAAAAGCAAAAAUAGAUGAAUUGAAAUUGAAUUCAAUUCGUUUAGAGCAGGAGCGUGCCGAAGCAUUGGAAAAUUCAGAAAGUGUAGCUAAACAACUUGACCAUUUAGUUGAAGAAUUAAAAGGAUUAGGUCAUGGUAGUGAUACUUCAGAACAAACUAUUCAUGCAACAAUUCAUACAUUCGGCAACUUGCAAAAGUUGGAAAUUAUAGCUGACGAAGAUGAUGGUGAAAGAUUAACGAGAAAACCAAGAGUUAGGCAAUAUUGGUAUAAAGGCGUUUUGCAUAGAGAAGCUGAUGAAAGAUCAUCUAGUUAUUCAGAAUUAUUUUGGGAUUUAAUAUUUGUGGCUGUGGUUAGCAAUUUAGGAUCUAUGCUGAUACAUGACAUUUCGAAAAAUGAUACCUGUGCUCAUUUAAACAUUUAUAGUUCAGAGGACCUUAUCGAAAAGUUCCUCCUUCUAUGGGAAAUGGUACUUCUAAUUGUAAUGGGUACUCACGCAUCAGAUAUAUUUGAUUCAACAGCAGCCAUCUUUAUUUCAUCAUAUGUACUUGCGCGCUUAACAUACGCGUUACUGUAUGUAGUAUAUGCAAUGUGGAUUCCGAUGUUUAGGAUACAUUUUACCACUACUGCAUGGGGAAUUAUUAUUCCUUCUAUCAUUUGGUUUGCUGCGAUUUUUGCACAAAACAAUUUUGUUAUUAUGUUGUGGGUUUCUGUUGCAUUUGGUUUUGUGCCAUUAUAUUAUCGUUACGGAACUAAGAAUCCAGCGAAUCACAUACAUACAAGAGAUUUUGAAUCCGCAGACGAACCAACCUUGACAAUGGACUCAACCAAAUUAUCGCCACCUUCUCCACAUAAGGCAAUGAAAACAAAAGGAACUGAAUUUCAUUGGAAAUGGACUGAUAUGUUUUCUAUACUUAAAAUUACGGAAUACAGAACUGCCGUGAAUAUUGAACAUUACAGUGAAAGAUUAGGAUUAUUUACGGUUGUUUGUUUGGGUGAAAGUAUUUUUAGUGUGAUUUAUGCCAGCUUAAAUAAAUAUCCUGACGUUUUCCUUGCCAAGGCAAUUCUAGGUCUAGUAAUAGCUUAUAGUUUGCAUUGGAUAUAUUUUGAUGUCGAUGCGAGCCGACAAUAUCAACAUGCAUUACGAAGACACGUUAUUACUGGUCUUUUAUUUGGUUUAAUCCAUAUUCCUCUUAACAUGUCUUUAAUUGCUUUUGGGAGUUCUCUUGGAAGAAUUGUAACGCUUGCGGAUUUCCCUGAUGCUGAAAACACCCCCAAGCCUAAAUCCUUAAGGGAAGCAGGGGAAACAGAAAGCUCCGAAUUUUCAACUCCACUUGCAAUAUUGUUCUGCACUUCAUUAGCAGUUUCAAUGUAUUGUAUGGCUAUUAUCGGCAUUUUACAUAAAAGUUUGGACUCUGUAAAUUGUACCAAAAUUUCAAAGGCUUCGCGUAUAUUAUUACGAUUUAUUAUUGGCACAUUAUAUAUACUAUUACCACUUGCACAUCUAAACUCUCUAAACCUAAUGAUCGUUAUAUCAACUUUAUCCAUGUUCCUGGUAAUUGUAGAAACAUAUGGUAGAUUAAAGUGGAAUGCACCAUUAUUUGGCAAUUGCGAAAAUCAUAUUAUUCCUGAAUAUGACGAAGAGGAGGAUGAAGUAAAAAGAUAUGUUCGUUGGAGGUGGGGUUCCGCAAAUUUAAGUAAGCGUAAAUUUUCAAGAGGAUUUCUUAGACGAAAGACGACGAAUAAAAAUGAAAAAACCGAUGAAGAAGUGAAUGUAGUUGUAAAAUGA